Messenger RNA from Daphnia pulicaria, 3510 nucleotides. RefSeq names its product sodium/potassium-transporting ATPase subunit alpha-B-like. Gene Ontology annotation, biological process: proton transmembrane transport; potassium ion import across plasma membrane; sodium ion export across plasma membrane. NCBI's taxonomy places the organism in Eukaryota, Metazoa, Arthropoda, Branchiopoda, Diplostraca, Daphniidae. The record is from RefSeq and is a predicted model, not a curated record. Gene Ontology annotation, molecular function: ATP hydrolysis activity; ATP binding; P-type sodium:potassium-exchanging transporter activity. The transcript has 11 exons. Bases 221 to 3262 code for a protein of 1013 amino acids. Gene Ontology annotation, cellular component: membrane.
AAUAAUGUGUUCAACCACCAAACGAGCGAGAGUCUCUCCGAGUUGAUAUAUUCAGCUGUCCUUGUUCAGAUACCCUUCAAGCUAAAAACGCAUCACUUCUGAACGACACUCUUUCUUCGGCUCCAGGUUAUUUAUUUUUUCAACUCCACGAUUUAUCUUGCUCGUGUUCUCAAAGUUGAUUUUAGUUUAACAGUCAAACUAAAGAAGUUCCUUUAACCAUAUGUGUAUACAGCUCGAAGUCGAGUUCAAAAUGACGCCAUUUAGAAAGGGCAAAACUAAUUUGAACGAAUUGAAACGUGAAAUAGAAGUAGACGAGCAUCGGAUACCCGUCCAAGAUCUCUACCGUCGCAUGAAAUGUGAUCCCCUCAAGGGUCUGACAACAGCUCAAGCGAAAUAUAACUAUAAACGUGAUGGUCCCAAUGCCCUGACACCUCCCAAGACAACGCCGGAAUGGGUGAAAUUCUGCAACCAACUCUUCGGCGGUUUCUCAAUGCUCUUGUGGAUCGGUGCCAUCCUUUGCUAUGUUGCCUACACUAUUGAAGUCGCCAAAAAUCCCGAAACUCUCAGUGAUAACUUGUACCUGGGUAUUGUACUGACGGUCGUCGUAGUAGUGACGGGCGUCUUCUCUUACCUUCAAGAAAGGAAAAGUAACAAAAUCAUGGAAUCUUUCAAAAAUUUCGUCCCUCAGUUUGCACUUGUCGUUCGUAAUGGCCAAAGAAUAACCAUCAAAGCCGAACAACUCACAGUCGGUGAUCUAGUGGAAGUCAGAGCUGGUAACCGCAUUCCAGCUGACAUCCGCAUCUUGGGGGCUCAUCAAUUCAAAGUCGACAAUUCUUCACUAACAGGGGAAUCGGAACCCCAAAGUCGCGGUCCUGAAUACACCAGCGACAAUCCACUAGAAACAAAAAAUUUGGCUUUCUUUUCAACUAACGCAGUCUAUGGUACCGCUAGAGGAAUUGUGAUUAGUAUUGGGGACAACACGGUGAUGGGUCGUAUCGCUGGAUUGGCUUCCACUGUAGAAACGGGCCGAACUCCGAUUGCUCGCGAGAUUGAACAUUUCAUCCACAUCAUUACUGGAGUAGCUGUGUUCUUGGGCGUGUCUUUCUUCAUCAUCGCCUUGUUUUUAGGGUACAACUGGCUUGAGGCUGUUAUGUUUCUGAUUGGUAUCAUCGUAGCUAACGUACCUGAAGGGUUGUUGGCCACCGUCACUGUCUGCUUGACACUGACAGCUAAACGUAUGGCCAUGAAGAACUGCUUGGUCAAGAAUUUGGAAGCCAUUGAAACCCUUGGCUCCACUUCGACUAUUUGCUCUGACAAAACCGGAACUCUGACACAAAACCGCAUGAUGGUCUCUCACAUGUGGUUCGACAACAAAAUCAUCGAAAGCGACACCACCGAAAAUCAAUCAUUAGGAAUCCAAUACGAUAAGUCGAGUCCCGGUUGGAAGGCCUUGUGUCGCAUCGCAUGCCUAUGCAGUCGAGCCGAAUUUGCAAGUGGACAACAAGGUGUUCCUGUUAUGCAACGUAACGUUAACGGAGACGCCUCUGAGGCCGCUUUGCUCAAAUGUGUUCAAUUCGCUACUGGUGAAGCUAUGUCCAUCCGGGCACGAAAUGCAAAAGUUUGCGAAAUUCCAUUCAAUUCAAUGAACAAGUAUCAAGUUUCUAUUCACCAGAACGAAAACAAGAAAGAUGGCCGAUAUUUUUUGGGCAUGAAAGGAGCUCCGGAGAGGAUCCUUGAUCUCUGCUCGACCAUUUACAUUAACGGGCAGGAAAGGCCCAUGAAUAACAAAAUGAAAGAAGCUUUUAACUUGGCCUAUAUGGAGCUCGGUGGAUUGGGUGAACGGGUUUUGGGUUUCUGCGAUUUCCACUUACCACUUGAUAAGUAUCCAAAAGGCUACAAAUUUGACGCUGAUGAAGUUAAUUUCCCCAUCAGUGGACUUCGUUUUGUCGGCCUCAUUUCCAUGAUUGAUCCACCUCGAGCUGCAGUCCCCGAUGCCGUGGCCAAAUGCCGUUCUGCUGGAAUUAAAGUCAUUAUGGUCACUGGUGAUCACCCGAUCACAGCAAAAGCCAUCGCUCGCUCCGUCGGAAUUAUUUCACAAGACAAUGAGACUGUCGAAGAUAUUGCCGCUCGUUUAAAUUUGCCAGUAAAUAUGGUUGACGCACGUGACGCUACUGCUGCCGUCAUCGGAGGUUCAGAGUUGCGUAACAUGAGUUCAGAUGAGCUUGACUUUGUCUUGCGACAUUAUCCCGAAAUCGUGUUUGCCCGAACGUCCCCCCAACAAAAGCUCAUCAUCGUCGAGGGUUGCCAACGUGCCGGUGCCAUUGUGGCCGUCACAGGAGACGGAGUAAACGAUUCGCCAGCCUUAAAGAAAGCCGAUAUUGGCGUGGCCAUGGGUAUUGCUGGUUCGGAUGUUUCCAAACAAGCCGCUGACAUGAUUUUAUUAGAUGACAAUUUCGCUUCUAUUGUCACUGGUGUCGAAGAAGGCCGGCUUAUUUUUGAUAACUUGAAGAAAUCCAUCGCUUACACACUGACAUCCAACAUUCCGGAAAUUUCUCCAUUUCUAGUAUUUAUUUUAGCCGAAAUUCCGUUGCCGCUUGGCACCGUUGCGAUUCUCUGUAUCGAUCUUGGAACAGACAUGGUUCCAGCUAUCUCACUGGCUUACGAAAAAGCAGAAUCUGACAUAAUGAAAAGACGUCCACGUAACCCCCAGACAGACAAACUCGUCAACGAUAGAUUAAUUUCCAUGGCUUACGGCCAGAUUGGUAUGAUGCAAGCUUCGGCUGGUUUUUUUACUUAUUUUGUCAUUAUGGCUGAGAACGGCUUCUGGCCGAAGUAUCUUUUCGGUCUCCGCAAGCAAUGGGACUCGAAAGCCAUCAACGAUCUCCCAGAUUCCUACGGACAGGAAUGGACUUACGAUAGCCGAAAGCAAUUGGAAUACACCUGCCACACGGCAUUCUUCAUUUCGAUUGUCGUCGUCCAGUGGGCCGAUUUGAUCAUUUGCAAAACCAGACUCAAUUCGCUAUUCAAGCAAGGAAUGCGCAAUCAAGCUCUAACUUUCGGCCUUUUGUUUGAAACGGGCGUCGCUUGCCUCCUUUCCUAUACUCCCGGCAUGGAUCAGGGUCUCCGAAUGUACCCACUCAAAUUGAACUGGUGGGUACCGGCCAUGCCAUUCUCAAUUUUGAUUUUCGUAUACGACGAGCUCCGUAAAUUAAUCAUUCGACACCAUCCAGGCGGCUGGCUAGAUCAAGAGACCUACUACUAGCUAAUAUGUAUAUUGCUAAUUUGCUACAAGGAGACAAAAACAAAUAGGUUCACUUUCCCCAAACAAGCGAGCCGAAAAUAAAAUUUACGUGUUUUUGUGAUCAGUAAUUUAAAUAAUUUGUUACAUCAUUAUAAAAAUGUGACUGUAAAGACUUUCCUCGACAAAAAAUGUUUGAAUUUUACCCAGAAAUAACUCGUUUCAACACUCAGUCCAAAAUUUCAAGAAUAUAAGAAUAUUUACCAAUUUAA